UUUUUUUCUCUCUCCCUGCACUUUUCUUCUUUCCUUCCUCUUUGUUUGUGGGGUUGGGCUGCAGAAUGUUCUGAUGGGGCGUCAGUACAUGAGAUGUUUGCCUAGUGGAUUUGGGAUGCUGCCUUAAAGGCUUUUCAGCCCCCUACUCACCAUCUCCUUCUGACAUUCCUGCAUCCUGAAGCGUCUGAGGGUCUUAUGGCCCCAACCCUCUACAAUAUGAAAUUCACCUUCCGGCUUUAGGACAUUCUCUGUGUUCUCUCUCAGGCUCCUUGUUGCUGCUGUCCCAAAAGGUUAGUAUAUGAGGCUUUUUGGUGCAAAGGAGAUGGGUCAGGACCAGACCAAGCAGCAGAUAGAGAAAGGACUCCAGCUCUACCAGUCUAACCAGACAGAAAAGGCUCUGCAAGUCUGGAUGAGGGUAUUGGAAAAGACCACGGAUCCUGCUGGCAGGUUUCGGGUUUUGGGCUGCCUCAUCACUGCUCACUCGGAGAUGGGCAGAUACAAGGAUAUGCUAAAGUUUGCAGUUGUGCAGAUUGACACAGCUCGGGAGCUAGAGGACCCUGACUACCUUAUGGAGAGCUACCUGAACCUGGCUCGGAGCAACGAGAAACUCUGUGAAUUCCAGAAAACCAUCUCUUACUGUAAGACAUGCCUGAACAUGCAGGGCACCACUGUGAGCCUGCAACUGAAUGGCCAGGUGAGCCUCAGUAUGGGCAAUGCCUUCCUGGGCCUCAGCAUCUUUCAGAAGGCACUGGAGUGUUUCGAGAAAGCCCUGCGCUAUGCACACAACAAUGACGACAAGAUGCUGGAAUGUCGAGUCUGCUGCAGCUUGGGCAGUUUCUACACACAGAUCAAGGACUAUGAGAAAGCCCUGUUCUUCCCAUGUAAAGCAGCUGAAUUGGUGAAUGAUUAUGGAAAGGGCUGGAGUUUGAAGUACCGAGCAAUGAGCCAGUACCACAUGGCAGUGGCCUAUCGGAAGCUGGGGCACCUGGCAGAUGCUAUGGAAUGCUGUGAGGAGUCAAUGAAGAUUGCUCUGCAGCAUGGGGACCGGCCACUGCAGGCACUGUGCCUACUCUGCUUUGCUGAUAUCCACCGCAGCCGAGCAGAUAUACAGACAGCCUUUCCUCGCUAUGAUUCCUCCAUGAGCAUCAUGACAGAGAUUGGAAACCGCCUGGGACAGAUCCAGGUACUGCUGGGAGUGGCCAAGUGUUGGGUGAUCCAGAAGGAGCUAGACAAGGCACUGGAAGGCAUUGAGAAGGCCCAAGAGCUGGCAGAGGGACUGGGGAACAAGCUUGGCCUGCUGAAGCUUCACUGCCUGUGUGAAGGGAUCUAUCGCACAAAGGGACAGCAACGGGAACUUCGUGACCAUGUGGUGAAGUUCCACGAGUGUGUAGAGGAAAUGGAGCUGUACUGCGGCAUGUGUGGAGAGUCCAUUGGGGAGAAGAACAACCAGCUCCAGGCGCUGCCUUGCUCCCACUUCUUCCAUUUAAAAUGCCUCCAGACUAAUGGGACCCGUGGCUGCCCCAACUGCCGCCGUUCAUCAAUGAAACCGGGAUUUGUGUGACCUGCUGGAUCAGUCAUUUUGAGAGAGCUCAUAUUCUGACUUGCAACAGAGGCCAAAAGACAGAACCCUGGAAUGUCAUCCAGCGUACACAGCCUGGAAGGAGGACCCUUAUUUGCAGGUGGAGAGGUCUCCUGCACAGGAUGCAACAAGUGCCCCUUGAUCUUUUACUCUAACCUGACAUUUUACCUGUGUUCAGAAGCAGCAGUCAUCCUGGAGUCCCCCUGGAACCACCUCUCUAGAACCAGUUUCCCACUCUAUCAUGCCUGUUCUAGGACUUGCCUGACACUUUCUCCACUGCCAGUUCACACUCCAUUUUUGCUCCUAUUCAGUCAGCUGUACCAGGGCUAGUUAUGGUCUUCACUUGCCUUUCUUUGGUGCUUGUUUUUGCCCCUCCUGAGAAGUGAUGGUGGGGACUGGCCAGUGGUCCUGGGUAGAUGUAGCACAGUACCGUUGUCUGUGUUGGAGUAGCAGCCUCUUCUCAGCAUGCCCUGCAGUAAAUGCUGCCAGUAUACUCCAUAGGCUCCCUUUUUUUCAGCACCAGGAUUUAGACCCUACUCCUGCUUUAUACUAGAUCCCUCCUAGCAAUUCACUACCCAAUGUAAAAAAUAGAUUUAAUUCAGAAAUCUUUAUUAAGGAGAAAACAAACCCCAGGCAUGCCUAUGAGAGUGUCCUCUGCCAUCAUGUCUUCCUCAUCCCUCACUAGCGCCUUACUCUCUUCAGCGUGUCCUCAGCUGUCUGCUGGGGCCUGCGUCCCCCUCUCUGUGCUAAUGCAAUACCCUCCCCGUAAGGCUGCAAGACUGUGUGUAUGUUACCGCCGGAGGUCUGUGCAAACAAGGUGUCUCCCUGAACAGAGGUCUGUUCAGCAUGGACUGCUGCUGGGGCACGUGGCCCGCGCGGCGGUAUCACUAGACAGGCCGCUGGGGGUCAGCCAGGCAAAGCAGGUUUCGUGUGUUCUCAGCCCAGAGCCGCGCACGCGCUAUAUUUACACCCACCUGUUUGUAUUUGCAAAU
Molecule: messenger RNA, 2571 nt
Organism: Malaclemys terrapin pileata
Lineage: Eukaryota; Metazoa; Chordata; Testudines; Emydidae
Gene: RAPSN
Product: receptor associated protein of the synapse
Exons: 8
Coding region: 299-1561 (420 amino acids)
Biological process (GO): chemical synaptic transmission
Cellular component (GO): synapse
Molecular function (GO): protein-membrane adaptor activity; acetylcholine receptor binding
Source: RefSeq, a predicted model, not a curated record